UGUGAUGUGUUGCUCAGCAGCUUCAGUCUUCAGUGGAUCUGCGUUUGUUUGGGUGCUACAUCUCCUCCUGCCUUCAUGCUCUCGGUCAUUUUUGUGUCAUGUGAACACUUUGGUCCUUAUCACCACAGCGGCAGGGACGCAGGACAGUUGACGCAUCCGCGCGCGCGCGUAAACACUCUCACACACACACACGCAACACACGAGAAUUGCGAAUGACUAAAGAGCUCGCUGGGACGUAAACGGGUCACCAAGGCGUAACAGAACAAUAAGAGUUUUGCCAGAGAGGGAGUGUGAGGCUGCUCGGCUCUGCGGCUGACGGCUGACUAGGCAUGGACGACAAGUCAUUCACCAAGGAGCUGGACGGAUGGAUUGAACAGCUGAACGAGUGCAGACAGCUCUCGGAGAAUCAAGUCAAAGUCCUGUGCGAAAAGGCCAAGGAGAUCCUGACGAAGGAGUCCAAUGUGCAGGAGGUGAGAUGUCCAGUGACAGUGUGCGGAGAUGUCCACGGUCAGUUCCAUGACCUCAUGGAGCUGUUUAAGAUCGGAGGGAAGUCUCCAGACACCAAUUACCUCUUCAUGGGAGACUACGUGGACAGAGGCUACUAUUCUGUGGAGACGGUUUCACUCCUGGUUUCUCUUAAGGUAAGGUUUCGUGAGAGAAUCACGAUUCUCAGAGGGAACCACGAAAGCAGACAGAUCACACAGGUCUACGGCUUCUACGACGAGUGCUUGAGGAAAUAUGGAAAUGCCAACGUUUGGAAGUACUUCACAGAUCUGUUUGACUACCUGCCUCUCACCGCACUCGUAGAUAACCAGAUUUUCUGCCUCCACGGAGGAUUAUCCCCUUCAAUAGACACCCUGGAACACAUUAGAGCGCUGGAUCGCUUGCAGGAAGUCCCUCAUGAGGGCCCCAUGUGUGAUUUGUUAUGGUCAGACCCAGACGACCGAGGUGGCUGGGGCAUCUCACCUCGGGGGGCUGGUUACACCUUCGGACAGGACAUCUCCGAGACUUUCAACCACGCAAAUGGCCUCACGUUGGUCUCAAGAGCCCAUCAGCUUGUGAUGGAGGGUUAUAAUUGGUGCCAUGACCGCAACGUGGUGACAAUCUUCAGUGCACCAAACUAUUGUUAUCGUUGUGGAAACCAGGCAGCAAUCAUGGAACUUGAUGACACACUGAAAUACUCCUUCCUACAGUUUGACCCUGCACCACGCAGAGGAGAGCCUCACGUGACGCGGCGUACUCCAGAUUAUUUCCUGUAAAGAAAAGUAUGAGGGCUGGCAAGAGACUUUGAAGAGGUUUCAUUGUAACAUGGACCAUAAAAAAAGAAAGGAUAACGUGUGCCAUUAUCACAAUGAAAUGGAAAGUCACAUUAACUUUUCCUCUCCGUGCAUGAUGUUUUUAUUGCAGCAUAUAUGUGUGUACAUAUACUGUAUAUAUAUAUAUAUAUAUAUAUAUAUAUAUAUAUAGUAUAUGUACAUAUGCUGCUUCUUUCACUUCGCAUGGCCUCAAAUCAGAAGUUGCAGUAAAUGUGUGCAUUUUCUUCCUUGUUUUUCGUUUUAUAACUGCAACAACAGCAGGUUUCUUUUGUGUGACGUGAGAUGAUAGAUAGUCAGAAAAGAACAUGUUCCCUUUGCACUUUUGUAUUUGACUUUUAACACGUGUUACCGACAGAUUAUACGUUCUUUUUUGAAACCCUUGUUUCGGUGUAAGUGUCGCUCCUUCUGCUCUGCUGUCUCCCAUGAGAGUUGAUGUACUUCAUACACGCAGGCAAUACUGUAACAUAAAAUGGCAUCGGUUGAAAAAAAAUAAAAGGAGAAAUAAACAAUUGCUUUGCAGCCACAGCUAUACAAAAUAAAGACUGAAGUUGCUUCAA
Solea solea (common sole) is the source of this 1873-nucleotide messenger RNA. Its product is annotated as serine/threonine-protein phosphatase 2A catalytic subunit alpha isoform-like. The record is from RefSeq and is a predicted model, not a curated record. Gene Ontology annotation, cellular component: cytosol. The coding region runs from base 330 to 1259 and encodes 309 amino acids. Gene Ontology annotation, biological process: mitotic cell cycle; peptidyl-serine dephosphorylation. The transcript is spliced from 7 exons. Gene Ontology annotation, molecular function: protein serine/threonine phosphatase activity. NCBI's taxonomy places the organism in Eukaryota, Metazoa, Chordata, Actinopteri, Pleuronectiformes, Soleidae.